UUGAUGAAUGGAGAAAUAAUUUCAGUAAAUUAAGUUAUUGUAACGAUGAAAGACUUUAUAAAGAAAAGAUGGAUUGGAGAUUAAAAAAAGCGACAAUUUUAAACUUGAAAAAGAAGAAUGAAAGUGAGAUUGAUGAUAUUUUAGAAGAAAAAUUAACAGAUUAUAAAUUUUCACCAUCUUCCAUAAUGUAA
This is a messenger RNA of Dentiscutata erythropus, 191 nucleotides long. Lineage: Eukaryota; Fungi; Glomeromycota; Glomeromycetes; Diversisporales; Gigasporaceae. The record is from the annotation of a GenBank genome assembly.